GAUUUACCUCCUGUAAGUACAUUCUUCGGAAACAUGGAUUCAUUUUUUUUGCUUAUGCCUCGUAUUCGUUCGUCAGCUAGAUGGCUUUUAUCGUGUUGUAUUGCCAUCAAACGGUAAUCCUAAGAAUAUUAUAUAUAAAUUCAUCAUAUUCUUGAGUAUGAGUACUCUCAUUCUCUAUGAUUAUCCUCCUCAAUACAAAUACUGCUUUCCUUUUUUGUUCUGUAGGCACCCGUGAAGCAGUAAUGCUUAUGAAAUUAAUGUCUUGAGCUUGAAGUAGAGAACAAUAGUGUGUGUGUUCUACCUAAAAGAAGUGGUGGCUUGAAGAUCGUCUUCAGGCAAGGAUCAAGUAAAAAUGGCAUCGGCGAAAAACGAUGCGCUCAGGGUACUAACACUGAUAUAGUAGCUCCAUGUUGGAUGAAUUAUUGAUUGUCCGCGUACUAAUGUUUUAGUUUCACCAAACGUAUUGAUGUCUUCGCUUAGUGCGGGGAAUUAUUAUAGAUUUCCAUACUUCUGGGUCUGGAGGUGGGGCCCCUGAAAAUUGCUCUGGAAAUUCGUCUGCAUGAAAGCGUAUAGUAUGUUGAUGAAAGUAGAAAUAUUACAGUAGUUACAGUACCACGUUGAAAGUAGAGGAUAGAGAUCAACAUGAGAUCUCACGAAGCGCAUUGUAGACGGAAUUAGUAGUGUAGUUGUGGUCUUUUUUACCCCUGGAGUGGGUACAUUCAUUCACUCACUCCUUAUCGAUUGCCAUCAUUGUCACAUACUUACCCACACUCCUUUCAGGAACGCACCCUUGAGGGUACGUUGAAUUAUUACGACGAGCAACGAUGUGUGGGAACUGCGAACGAUAAGGCUAUCGCCGCAAGACUAGGUGGCCACAACUGGAAUAUCAUUUCCAAUGGGGAAUCAGAUGAAAUCUAUCUUCGCCAGCUUCGAAAUAACGACCACUACGUCGACAAAAAUAACAGAACGACGAACAAGUUCAUGCAAAGGAAAAGACAAUUUCCUAGGUACUUCUAUCUUGGUUCUUGGGAUUGUUUUUCUUCAUCACGCUUUGUUUGUUUUCUUAGCAGAUAGACAGUAAGAUGUGACUGAGGACUACAUGGAUGCAAGAAGUAGAAGAAGUUCUUACCAGUAUGCAAGACGGUCUCAGCUUAGACUCAUAUUACAUUCUUUCAAUAUUAAAUUUACAACACGCCAACAGGGACCCACGCGAGCCAGUUAAAAACUCAAUGACGAUGCUAGACGAUCACCCCAAAGUUGCGGAUAAAGAAUGCCGAAGAUUAGAGAGCCAUUUAGCGCAGUUGGAAAACCAUCAGUCAUUUGGGGACUUUCAGAGGAGAAGACACGAGCUUAGGCCUGGUGGCAGUCCAAGGCCAAAUAGGAGAAAUUUGACGGACAUAGUAUUCAUUGCUUGAUGUUCUUGUGCUUCUUAUGAUAUAAGUACAGCUUACAUAUAUUUGAUGCUUCUAAUAUUAACAAUUACAUCCUAGUAAUUGUAAGUAGAUGAAAAUAAAAGUUGAGUCCUCUUGAUCUUCUUGGGAUUUCGAUAGAUUGUCUUGUGCUGGUCCCUUUUUUUAACCACCACACCUCCACUAUCACACCAGGAAGAGAAGCUGAAUGCAACGCGAGUUCGAGGUAAAGACAGUUAUCUUCGAAAAAUCUACAGUGGAACGCAGCAGGAGGGACAAGGGGAGGGAGGCAUCGCAAUAUCUGCAAGAAGUGAUGCUUCGACGAGGUCGAGUAGUAGUACAGCUAGGGUGCGAUAUCCGGAUUGGAGGCAAUUGCAAAACGAGGUAAUUACUAUGUAGCUUACAGUUGUAUCAGUAGUCGGGAAAAGUAUAUCAAUAUCACGGCUACUUUUACCGGAGCACCACUUGAGCGGCUUAUUUUGAUACAAAUUAUCCUACUCAACAUAAUCUGAAACCUAUAAUCUGAAACUGAUCUGGGCAUGGGCAACUCACCAUGACCAAUCUGAAACCUGUAAUCUUCAAAUUUCUUCACUUUCACAGUCUGCAGCUUUCUCGAAAUGCAAGACGGCGAAUACGUAUUCGCAAUCCCUCCACACAUCCGAGUCCGGCGUCGACUUACUCGCGCAGCAAAUUUACAGAUCGAAACAGAGGUAUAAUAGACGUCUAUUUGUUCUGCUUGUGAUUUGUGUGGUGAAUUGAAGUUUAUUCGCGCUCAUAAUCUAGUAGAGGUAAUUGUAAUACUAAUUUUUACAUCCAUCAUUCAAGAAGAAUCUACUUAUAAUCUUUAGCUUUACCAACAUGACCUCAUAGUCAUAAUUCUCUUACACUUACUUCUUGUACCAACAACUACGACCUCCUCCUCUAUCCACCUUAGGACCACUCCUUUGACCUCUCUCCACCAGGAUACCGAAUUACGAUUUCUCCGUGAUACGGAAGAACAACAACUACAGUUCGGAGGACAAGUUGCUAAGAAGCGACAGCUAUUACCGCAAGCCGCGACUGGCAGUGACAAACAACUCAGUGAAAUAUGAUAUGAUCACGAACCAAGUGCUGCCAUUCAAAUAUUCUUGAUGAAGUUGUAGUUUGUUGAUCCUUUCAAAUACUCAUGUUGAGGGGUUAUUAUUUGAUCAUGUUCAAUUUGGCAUAACCGGCAACGGCAUUAGCGAGGUGCUACAGCACGCUCCUGCUGCUGCUACUUAUCGUCGUGGUCACGACAAGUUUUUUGGGUUUAGGUUAUCUUUCUAUCAAUCUGCUUAAUCAAUCUACGCAAUGAGAAGUCUAUGAAUGCAAUUUGAAUGCAAUUUAUCGAGACAAUCAAUCGACUCAAUCUCAAUCUAUCUACGCAAGCAAUCUGCUCAAUCAAUUAUCUAAUAUCAAUCUGCUUAAUAUUCAAUCGCCUAGAAGCAUAAAAUGAAUUCACUCUUCUUUUCUCUGACUGUCGAUGGAUGAUGAUUGUUCCCACUCGAAAAGUAAACAUGAGAAAAAAAACUCUCUUGAAUGAACUUGAGUCGUCGUGGGAGGAAAGGAACUUGCGGGGAUGCAGAGCUGCCUCAGCUAUGAGUUUAAAUCAAGCAACAUACGGCUGUAUUCUAUUGUUGUUGCCUUAAUACUAAUACUAGUACUUGCUACAGAACUUAUUUAUCUGAAGCAAGCAAGCAUGAUUUUCAAACCGAGAAGUUGCUUUAACUUACUUUGGGCAGAAACAGACUGUAUCUAUAGAUACUGGCACUGCACAUCCACAUCUGAUUACUGCCACAUCACUUAAAUUAAGUUUAAGAUAACAAACAUCACUGAAAUUGAGAGAAAGUUGAACUUUGAAUUUUCCUGACGGUACAGGUCGCCUUGUGGAAGGCGAGUCGAUUCCUAU
Molecule: messenger RNA, 3336 nt
Organism: Amoebophrya sp. A25
Lineage: Eukaryota; Dinophyceae; Syndiniales; Amoebophryaceae
Source: the annotation of a GenBank genome assembly